Messenger RNA from Brassica napus (rape), 2543 nucleotides. Its product is annotated as F-box/kelch-repeat protein At1g57790. The transcript has 2 exons. The record is from RefSeq and is a predicted model, not a curated record. Lineage: Eukaryota; Viridiplantae; Streptophyta; Magnoliopsida; Brassicales; Brassicaceae. The coding region runs from base 95 to 1261 and encodes 388 amino acids. Gene Ontology annotation, molecular function: protein binding.
AACAUAUCUUUUGUAAAAAGGAAACAUAGAGAAAUGUUUGGGUUUCGGCAUGUAGUGUGUGUACUUUGGUGUUAUAAGACAUAUCGGGUCACUGAUGCGAUUAAAUCAAACCCCAAUCGCUCUCUCCUUUCACCCUUCAAACUUAAGUGGAAGAAGAAAGAAAAUAAAGUUGAGAUCAUCCAAUAUGAGCAUGGAGAUUGCAAAAGAAAAGGCUGAGAAUCAAACUUGGAGAGACCUUCCCUUGGAGCUUCUCAUCUCUGUAAUGACUAAUCUUGAAAUCGAUGACAACGUACGUGCUUCUGCCGUAUGCAAACCUUGGUACGAGGCAGCAGUGUCUGUUAGAAUCACAGACCAGCCUCCUUGGCUCAUGUACUUCCCUAAAUCAAGAAACUCUUUCGAGUUUUACAAUCCAUCAAACUCCAAGAGACAUACAAAGGAGCUGCCUAAAUCAUUAGCUGGCUCUAAAGUGCGUUACUCUAAAGACGGGUGGCUCCUUAUGUGCAAAAGCAUUUCAACAGAUUUCGUCUUGUUCAAUCCAUUUACUAUGGAUCUUGUGGUCUUGCCUGAUCUUGAGCUGUGGCAUGGUUACCAGUUAGUGGGAUUCUCUUGUGCUCCUACGUCAAGCGAUUGUGUGGUGUUAAUCAUCAAAGACUAUGAUCCAGGCCAUGUUACAAUCCGUACAUGGAGUCCGGGUGAAACCACGUGGACUUCAAUGCACGUCUCGUCUCAGUUUCUUGAUGCUAAACGUAACUAUGUUGUCUUCUCGAAUGGUUUGUUUUACUGCCUCAACUUAAGAAACAGCCUCGCGGUUUUUGAUCCAUCUUUACGGACGUGGAAUGUCCUUGACAUACCGCCACCAGUAUGUCCUGUUCACAUUGAUGAUGAGAGUUGGUAUGAAGGAAAGUUCAUGGUGGGUUACAAAGGAGACGUAUCUCUCGUAUGUACAUUUGGAAAUGCAGAGCCUUUGGUGUUUAAACUCGAUCUUACACUACGUGUUUGGGUGAAGAAGGAAAAUAUUGGUAGUUUGACGAUCUUUGGGAGUAUUAAUUCAUGUGAAUCGAGGACGUAUGUCCAUGAGGGGAUGCUGAGGAACAGUAUCUACUUUCCUAAGUUAUGUGACAAUGAGAACCGGUGCGUAACUUAUUCGUUUGAUGAAGGGCGAUACCAUCCGCGGCGUGAGCACAAUGUUAAUUGGGGAAAGCAACGAUCUUCUGAGAACAUUUGGAUCGAGCCUCCUGAGAACGCUUUGGAGCUAAUCUAAGAGAAAAAUGUCAAUGUUGUCUAUGUAUUAAAAAGACAAUAAACGUUUCCAUCACAAGAAUAAUAAUGGGUAUUAAUCUCGAGUCUGAUUAAGAAGUGUGGCAUGUAUUGGUAGAGACAAUGGGUUAGUCAGAGUUGUGAUUAGUGCUCUGAAUUUUAAUUAACUUCCACUUGAAAUGUCCUGACCCAUAAAUUUUUGGAAUUUUUCUUCUAAAUUCUAAGUAAAUUUUCAAUAAAAUUAUAUCUAAAACAACAUUUAAAUUUUAUGAAACACAUUUUAUAAACAAAAAUAAUAUAAUUAAACUAGUAUAAAUGUGGAAUUUUAAAAAGUUAAUUAAUGUACAUAUAUAGUAAAAUCAAAUAUUUUUCUUAUUUUAAGAAAAUAUAUUUUAUAAUAGAAAAAAAACUAUAAAAAAACUUUUUGUAAAUUAAUAACUCUAUAAAUUAACAAAAUACCAAAGCUCUAACGUUAUUAUUUUAUAGAGUUUUUACUAGCGUACAGUCCAUCAUCAUGAGUAAAACCAUGUUAAUUCAUUCAAGGUCUAAAUAAGGCACACUUGAAAGCAACAACCUUCCGAUCAGUAGUUAGCCAUUAACUAAAAAUAUUCAAGGAAUCCAACAUUAAAGAGUAAAAGUGUAGAACCAUGAUAUAUAAAAUUGAUCCACUACCAGAAAACAAAACUUUAACGAGGAAAAAGUUCUCGUAAAUUUACGUCCUAUUUACGAGAACUUUACGAAGAAAAAAUAAAUCAUCGUAAUAUCGUCGUAAAUUAACGACAAUAAAGUUUCGUAGUAAAACCGACGCAACGUGGUUUUUACGAGGAAACAUUUUCGUCGUAAAGUAGACGUAACUGUAACGAGGACUUUACGACGAAAUAUUUAACGUCUAUUUAGCGUCGAAAUCUCGAGUGCACCAACUUUUUAGUUUAAACACUUUUUUUGUUUCGGCUAGAUAAUAUAUUUCCUCGUAAAUUUCUAGUAAAUUUGACCUACCAGUUUUGAAAAUUUUCUAUAAUUAUGGCGUUUGUUUUUCAUUUGAAACACACCGAAAAGAAAAAAAAAUAGAAAAACGUGAAAGAAAAAAAAUUAUCAGGUGGUGGAAAUAUAUUUGAGUUGCGAAGGUGGAUGUAUACGCACAUAGAUAAUAAUGGGAGAGUGACGAAAGAAUAUCUCGAAGGGCUGGAGACAUUUAUGCAUCAAGCAGAUUCUACACCGGUAGGCCAGGAAAGUGGUAAGAUGUUCUGUCCUUGUCGGAAAUGCAACAAUUCAAAAUUUUCAACUCG